CUUGAAAAAUGAGCCGGACUAGAGCUUCUCCUCCCACUUGUCCUUCCAAUGCGAUAACUCCUCCGGACUAAAGCUUCUCUUCCGCCUCACUUGUCCAUCCAAUGCGGAUGGCCUAAGGGAUGAGCUUGUAUGCCAACCCCCUCAUCCCUCCGGCAUUUGUGAUUGACCAGGAGGACUUAAGAGCUUCAAAAAACCUUCAUGUGUGAGCCGUGCCUUUUGAAAUCUGAAUGACUUUGGUCCUCUCAAUUUAACGUCUCAGUUCCCACCACAGGUUCCUUUCGUUCAUACAUCCCGAUUAAAGAUCUAUUGGAAACCCUAGUCUCCAUGGAAGACCGCACGAUCACAGGAAGGGAGAUGCUUAUGAGGGAAGAGUACAAUAAGAAGAAGAAAGAUGAAUUUCUGGAAAAAUUAAAUGCUUUGAAUCCUCGCGAUCUCCUCUUUUACAAGGAGAACUAUCCGCUGGCCGUCGAGCUUUCCUCCUUCACCUCUUUUUACAGAAAAUGGGCGGAAUUGGAUAUUUGCCAGACUGGCGAACUUCCUUUACAAGGAACUGAUCUGGAUGACGUGAAGCACUUUCCUUUUCCCUAUUUGGCACCACUAACUCAUCACAUUGGUGAUGAUUACGUUUUGGGGAAGACUAUGUUUGGCAGAAUGUUACUGGAUGCAAACAAGUUCGUCAAAACCUGGGACUUAUUUUAUCCUCCUACUGGACAAAUUGAGUUGCAUUCCAAAAGACUGAGGAAUGAGAUUAUGCUUUUAACUAGCAUGGAACAUCCAUGCCUGCCAAAACUAGUUGGAUACUCCAUCGACAAACAGUUUGCUGUUGUCUAUCAACGAGAAGGCUGUUUGACUCUGCAAGAUAUUCUCUCUUGCCCUGAUUUUACUUGGGAUGAGAGAAUGGAAGUGGCUUACCAGAUUGCCACCUUGAUGGAGUAUUUUCACGAUAAUGGCAAGACCAUUGGAAGUAUUGAUCCUCAGAACAUAUUAGUUGACUCGAAUUUUAAAAUCAAACUAUGUGAGUUUGGUUUGUGUGGCACUAUAGAUGCGCUAACACCUCGGAAAGCAGAUUCUGGUUUAGUUGCUAGUGAUGCUUGGUGGAUUACUGGAGGAAUAUAUAGUUUCCAAGUUCCUGAGCUUAUGAUUCACCAAGCUCAAAAUCCUAUCAAAGCAGUGGAAUGGACAGCCAAGUGUGAUAUAUAUUGCUUUGGUUGCCUGCUUCUUGAGUUGAUAAGCAUAGAACAUGAGCACACUUUAGAAAGCAGAUAUAAUAUUUUAAAGAGUUGGGCUAAACGUCAACUUGAGAAGAAAUCUGUGAAGAAUCUCGUGGACAAAAGCCUUAACGAAGAUUGUAACGUUGGCAUUAAAGUUACCAGAAUGGUGAUGAAUUGUUUGCACGAUUGUCCAAAUGUCCGAGCGGAGGCGAAAGUUCUUGCCAGGGCUCUCAAAGAUUUGAAGCAAGAAAAGAAUAGUGCUGCCCAGAAACGGAGCUGUUUGGAGCAAGAAGUCAGCCUCCCCCUGGAGAAGAAGAGGCAGAGGAUUGAAGAGUAACUUGUGUGUAUUUUCACUUGAAUUGUGUUUCGGAUGCACAUGUGUCUCAGUUGACGAUUGUGUGUGUGUGUGUGUGUGCUGAUAUGAUCUUUAUUGUAUCCAUUUGGCAAGACCAAAGAUGAGCUUGAUCAUAAACUUUAUGAAACUCAUACCGAUGUGUAUAAUGUUCUAAAAAUAGGACCAGACGUCGUAGUAGGUCAAGGGUUGAGUGGUCAAACUGGGAGUAACGACCUGGUCUAUUAUGUUAUAUGUAUGUGUAUGUGUGCGCGCCCGUAAAAUACCUAAUAUAUAAUUUCAGCGCAGGUAGAAAAGUUUACACAAUUACCGCCUUAAUUUUUUCAAAAUUUUCCAUGUAAAAGCUCGUAAAUGUAAUAGAUCGUAUGUAUAUCAUUUUCAUGAACUACUUUAGUUGUUCAUUC
Molecule: messenger RNA, 1967 nt
Organism: Cuscuta campestris
Lineage: Eukaryota; Viridiplantae; Streptophyta; Magnoliopsida; Solanales; Convolvulaceae
Source: the annotation of a GenBank genome assembly